Molecule: messenger RNA, 4133 nt
Organism: Brachypodium distachyon (stiff brome)
Lineage: Eukaryota; Viridiplantae; Streptophyta; Magnoliopsida; Poales; Poaceae
Product: LRR receptor-like serine/threonine-protein kinase RPK2
Exons: 4
Coding region: 262-3375 (1037 amino acids)
Biological process (GO): protein phosphorylation
Molecular function (GO): ATP binding; protein kinase activity; protein binding
Source: RefSeq, a predicted model, not a curated record
CAGAGAGGGCGAAGAAAGUGCUGGGAAGGAAGCAGCACAAGAGGAAGAAGACCAACACCAACCAAAGAAAGAGGAGACAGAGAGAGGGAGAAGGCAAAAUUACUCCUGUCCCCUCCGAAUUCUCAGAUAUCGCUCCCGAGUUCUUCUUCCUUCCCCAUGUGAGUUUCUCUCCUCGUCGGUCGUCGCCUCCACCAACCGGAAGCGGAGCCGCCUCCUGCCGUCUCUACUACGCUCAGGGUCGUCGCCUUCGGCUGGACGGAUAUGGUGGCCGCUCGCCGGAGCACGGCCUCCACCGCCACCGUCCUUCUUCUUCUGCUGCUGCUCCCCCUGCUUGCCGUCUCUGUCUCCGUCUCUUCCACGUCGCGCAGUGACCAAGAGCAGGACAGAUCGGCGCUUCUCCAGCUCAAGAACGCCAUCCCCUCCGCCGAGCUGCUCCGCCGGUGGUCACCAGACACGGGGGGCACGGACCACUGCUCCUGGCCGGGGGUGACCUGCGAUGCGAGGUCCCGAGUCGUUGCCCUCGUCGUGCCUUCCAGCUCCCCCCGCUCCCGGCCCAGGAGGGGGAGCGCCAGCGAGCUGCCUCUGUCGGUCGGGUUCCUCACCGAGCUGAAAGAGCUCUCGCUUCCCUCCCGCGGCCUUUUCGGCGAGAUCCCUGCUGAGAUCUGGAGGUUGGAAAAGCUCGAGGUGGUCAACCUCGCGGGGAACUCGCUGCGGGGCGCCCUUCCGGCCACCUUCCCGCGGCGGCUAAGGGUGCUUAACCUCGCUUCCAACGCGCUUCACGGUGAGAUCCCCGCCUCUCUUUGCAGCUGCACGGACUUGGAACGGAUGGAUCUUUCCGGCAACCGGUUCACCGGGCGGGUGCCAGGAGCUCUUGGUGGCCUCCCCAAGUUGAAGCGCCUUGACUUGUCCCAGAACCUUCUUGCCGGGAACAUCCCCUCGGGUUUGGGGAAUUGCACUGCACUCCGCUCGUUCCGGUUGUUCUCCAAUUUGUUGGAUGGUUUCAUUCCACCAGAGAUUGGAAGGCUCGCUAAGCUGCGAGUUUUGGAUGUCUCGGGUAACAGAUUGAGCGGUCCAGUGCCACCUGAGCUAGGGAAUUGCUCAGAUUUGUCGUUUCUUGUAUUGUCAAGACAGUUUGAUGCAGUGAAAUCGCAUGGGUUCAAUCAGUUCAAUGGAGGGAUUCCGGAAAGUGUGACAGUUCUGCCCAAGCUUAGGGUGCUAUGGGCGCCGAAGGCAGGCCUCAAAGGGAAUGUCCCAAGCAAUUGGGGAAGCUGUCAUAAUUUGGAUAUGGUUAAUCUCGGUGCGAAUUUACUUUCUGGAGUAAUUCCAAGGGGACUAGGGCAGUGUAGAAACCUCAAGUUUCUCAACCUCAGCUCCAAUAGAUUGUCCGGUUCGCUUGAUAAAGAUCUUUAUCCACAUUGUAUGGAUGUGUUUGAUGUCAGUGGCAAUGAACUGUCAGGCUCAGUUCCAGCAUUUGGGAACAAAGGGUGUGCAUCUCAGCUAACGUUGGAUGCCAUGCCGUCUGGUUAUUCUUCACUCUUCAUGUCUGAAGCCGUAGCAGAACUAUCAUUGGGUUACUGCAACUCUGGAGAUUGUUCUUUUGUAUACCAUAAUUUCGCGAAGAACAAUAUUGAAGGCCGUCUUACAUCCUUGCCACUUAGUGCAGACAGAUAUGGAAACAGGACCAUGUAUGCAUGUAUUCUUGAUCACAACAACUUCACUGGAUCAGUGGAUGCAAUUCUGUUGGAACAAUGUAGUAAGUUAAAUGGUCUGAUCAUCAGCUUCCGAGACAACAAGAUAUCUGGUGGGCUCACAGAAGAAGUUAGCGCAAAAUGCCGGGCCAUCAGAGUUUUGGAUCUAGCCAAGAAUCAAAUUUCAGGAGUAAUGCCUGCUAACAUUGGUUUGUUGAGUGCUCUUGUAAAGAUGGACAUGAGCAAAAAUUUGCUGGUGGGUCAAAUACCUUCCAGUUUCAAAGACCUGAAUAGCUUGAAAUUUCUCUCGUUAGCUGGGAACAAUAUCAGUGGUCACAUACCGUCCUGUUUGGGUCAGUUGAGCUCACUGGAGGUUUUAGAUCUAUCGUUUAAUUCUCUGUCUGGUAACAUCCCUAGUAAUCUUGUGACACCGAGAGGUCUCACUGCACUUCUGCUGAAUAAUAAUGAACUCUCUGGAAAUGUUGCUGAUCUUAUGCCUUCAGCAUCGUUGUCUGUUUUUAACAUUUCCUUCAACAACUUGGCUGGGCCAUUGCAUUCGAAUGUCCGAGCACUGAGUGAAACAGAUGGUAACCCAGAACCUGAGAAUACACCCACUGAUAGUGGCGGCGGCGGCGGCGGCGGAUUCACCAAAAUAGAGAUUGCCUCAAUAACCUCAGCAUCAGCUAUUGUUGCAGUUCUCUUAGCCCUGAUCAUCCUGUACAUUUACACUCGAAAAUGUGCAUCAAGACCAUCAAGGCGUUCUCUCAGGAGAAGGGAAGUGACUGUUUUUGUGGAUAUUGGUGCUCCUUUGACAUAUGAGACUGUUGUGCGUGCUGCUGGAAGUUUUAAUGCAAGCAAUUGCAUUGGAAGUGGUGGCUUUGGAGCAACAUACAAAGCUGAAAUUGCACCAGGAGUCUUGGUGGCAAUAAAAAGGCUUGCUAUUGGAAGGUUCCAAGGUAUUCAGCAGUUCCAAGCAGAGGUGAAAACUCUCGGGAGGUGUCGUCAUGACAAUCUUGUAACUCUCAUAGGGUACCACCUCAGUGAUUCAGAGAUGUUUCUAAUAUAUAAUUUUCUGCCCGGUGGUAACUUGGAAAGGUUCAUACAAGAAAGGACAAAGAGACCAAUUGAUUGGAGAAUGCUUCACAAAAUUGCUUUAGAUGUUGCACGCGCACUUGCGUACCUUCAUGAUAAUUGUGUCCCACGUAUUCUGCACCGUGAUGUGAAACCAAGCAAUAUCUUGCUCGACAAUGAGUACACUGCAUACCUUUCUGAUUUUGGAUUAGCAAGACUACUUGGGAAUUCAGAAACUCAUGCAACCACUGGUGUCGCGGGUACUUUUGGAUAUGUUGCUCCAGAGUAUGCAAUGACUUGCCGUGUUUCUGAUAAGGCUGAUGUGUAUAGCUAUGGAGUUGUGCUGCUUGAACUUAUUUCAGACAAGAAAGCACUGGACCCUUCCUUUUCUCCAUAUGGGAACGGUUUCAACAUUGUUGCCUGGGCUUGCAUGCUUCUGCAGAAGGGCCGAGCGCGUGAGUUCUUCAUAGAAGGGCUGUGGGAUGUGGCCCCGCAUGAUGAUUUGGUUGAGAUUCUACACCUCGGUAUCAAGUGUACCGUUGAUUCUCUUUCUUCUAGGCCCACAAUGAAGCAAGUUGUCCGUCGACUAAAGGAACUCAGACCACCCUCCUACUAGAAAUCACAAAUCUAGUAUGAUAUACGCCUCAAGACUGAGAGUGAGGAAGCAAUGAGAGCACUGGAGGGAUGCAUUUGCUGAUCUUGAUCAGAUGAUUUCCUGUUGAAGUUCCUGAUGAUCCUGUUGAUCACAACUGCCAACGAUAUUCCACACAAAUUAGUGGACACACUAUCCACAUGCCAUCUCCUCCAGGGUGAUGUGAUGUCUGUCCACUUGUCCAGUGCCGAGCGCAAGAUUGGAUCACCGCACCAAGGCAAUCAAAGCGAUUCCGUGGAAGUUAUUCUUUGCCUAGCAUUCCUGGAGCCAGGGACGAGGCAUCUCCUACCUAUAACCAUAUUAAUUCGUGGAUCAACUUGGCACCUCGAAGUGCAGCUCUCCUGAUUGAAGAUUGCCCGUCGAAGUUGUCGGGGGUUAUGAUGCAAUCUGCGAAACCGGGAGGGUUUAGCCCAAUUGCCUCCUCCAUGGAGGGGCCAGAUUGGAAGGAAAAAAUAAAUCGAGAGCGAGACCAUGUGAUGAUCGAAGCUCAUCAUUCUGCACGGUGGUGGCCCUGGCUGAUUAGUUGACUUGUCUUUGUAAUCGGUUGCUAAUCUUGUUGCAACUGACAGGCAACCGGGAAGAUGCUUAUUUAAACGAACACGUCCUCCGCAAUGGCAUUUGAUGAUGGAUGAUUGUAAUCUGUGAUGGAUUUGAUUUUUACACUGAGCGUCCCUGAUAAUGACAAUAGGAUGGAACGCAAAUAAUGAAAAAUUUAAAAUUAA